Cloeon dipterum is the source of this 1221-nucleotide messenger RNA. RefSeq names its product ion transport peptide (gene ITP). Gene Ontology annotation, molecular function: neuropeptide hormone activity. The transcript is spliced from 4 exons. Gene Ontology annotation, biological process: circadian rhythm. Bases 138 to 548 code for a protein of 136 amino acids. Gene Ontology annotation, cellular component: extracellular region. NCBI's taxonomy places the organism in Eukaryota, Metazoa, Arthropoda, Insecta, Ephemeroptera, Baetidae. The record is from RefSeq and is a predicted model, not a curated record.
GGCAUUAAAGGCAAGUGCGAGUGGCGGCGGCAGUCAGUGUGUUGCAGCAGCCCGUACCUGAGACUCGAGAGUGAGACGCAGACAGUCUCGCAAGCAAGCAAGCAACCAACCAACCUCCAGCCUUUUCAGCAAUCGCCAUGAUCCGCACAGACACCCUGACAAUGGCGCGAACGAGCAUGGCGGCGUGCGUGGCGAUCGUGGUGGUGGUGGCGAGCACGGCGCUGGCGGGGCCGACGCGCGGCGGCAUCCCGUUCGGCUCGGGCCCCGCGGCGACGCGGCCCCUGGUGCUCAACCACACCCUGAGCAAGCGGACCCACUUCUUCGACAUCCAGUGCAAGGGCGUCUACGACAAGAGCAUAUUCGCGCGCCUCGACCGCAUCUGCGAGGACUGCUACAACCUCUUCCGCGAGCCGCAGCUCCACUCGCUCUGCAGAAAGGAAUGCUUCACGACCAACUAUUUCAAAGGGUGCAUCGACUCGCUGAUGCUGCAGGAUGAGUUGGAAGAAAUUCAGUCGUGGAUCAAACAGCUGCACGGGGCGCCCCUGUAGCUCGUUGGUCACUCAUAGAUCCGAAUGCUUCAGCACUGACUACUUUUGGGGAUGUGUUCAGUCGUUACUUCUGGUCGACGAAACGGAGGAGUUGCGCAAGAUGGUCGACUUCCUCGGCAAGAAGUAAUCGAGCGACGCCCGCCCCACCGACUCUUCUAUUCUAGUCAUAAUAAUUUAUUUUGCAUUUACAUUUAAUUGAUUAACAACACACCCGAUUUUGUUUUUUCGAAGGCAACUCACCGCGGCUGGGGAUGUUUUGCCUCCGAGUUUGUAUAAUUUGAUAGUGCGAAUUCUUUUCUCAAACUUUGUCGAAGGGUAAAAAAUAAUACUGUAACAUAACGAGAUAUGUUUGUUCGUGUGGAGACCAAAGAUUCAUCUAACAUAAUUAUUAUUAUUUGUUGUAAUGCAAAGCGAUCGUUUUCAGGCUGCGACCUUUAUUUUUAUACACUCACUCACUCACACUCACCCCCGGAACCGAUCUGUUUGACUCUAUUUAUUCCAUCUCUCUCGUUUUACACCCCCGCCCCCCGAACACACGCAUUAAUUUUGCACUUUGACCCGCACAAACAUGUACAUUUGCGCUCGCUAAGUCUCUCAUCGAUUGUUUGUUUUAAUUUUGUAUCGUCGAAAUCGUAAAUAUUUCUCAAUAGACACACGCUAUAGUGAAAAUUAA